Daldinia decipiens is the source of this 885-nucleotide messenger RNA. RefSeq lists its product as uncharacterized. The record is from RefSeq and is a predicted model, not a curated record. Bases 52 to 675 code for a protein of 207 amino acids. The transcript has a single exon. NCBI's taxonomy places the organism in Eukaryota, Fungi, Ascomycota, Sordariomycetes, Xylariales, Hypoxylaceae.
AGGAGAAAACACAUUUUCUUUCCUCAAAUAAUUUACUGUGAAUUAAUCGCCAUGGCCGUGCCCAGCCUCGACCUAGAGCUCCCGCCAUUUCGGCCGGAGCUCACCAAUGUUCUUGGCCAAGCUGAUUGCACAGGCGCAUCUUUCGCCAUCUACAGCAUGACAAACAGCGUCUCCGAGGCCCGAAUUAACGAGAUCGCCGCCAUUCCACAGGGAGAAUGGGAAGAGUUUGACAUGAACACCAAGUGUAUCAAGCCGGCCGUACCUACCGCCAAUUUUGCCGGCAAGACCUUGAAGGAUAUCGUCGAUGCACAUAUUUCCAUGGACAAGGAGCUGGAACCGCGAGAAGGCGGGGCUCUGGCAGCCGGAUGGUGGCCUCACGUCUUCAUAGUGGUAGUCAACGAAAAUAUUGAGGAUCAUGGGCUACUCCUCGUGUAUGGCUUUGAGCCGCUGUCGGGUUCGGAUGAUGAGCAGGAUGAAGGGGCAAUAGGGCCUCGGGAGCCUACGAUGGGAAAAUUCUUCUUCAAGCCAGAGGACAUGUGCAAUAUCCUCAGUGGUAUCGCAUUGUCAGGAGAUGACUUAGAUUACUUACACGAAACAUAUGAUAUGGAUAGGGAGAGUGCGAGCGAGGCCGAGGACGAUGAGGUAGAGGAAGAGGAAGAUGACGAUGUCGACUAAUCACAGGCGACUAAUCACAGGGCUAUGGCGUAAUAAGAAGGUGGUUUAGGAAUCUAAUGAUCUAGAAGUAUACACAACAGAGUUUGAUGGUACGGAUUACUUAAUAUUCCGUACUUCAUAUGCUAUUAUAUCUGUAUAGUGAACAUUAAAAAUAACUUCAAGCACUUCGUAAUAUCUGAUAUUUAUGGUAGUUAAAAUAAGAUGUGGUAG